CCUCCCCACCAGCUCCACUCCCUCCUCCACUCCGCACCACACAGACCUGUUUCCUCGCUCCGGUGUUUUGACAGAAAACUAAACGCCGUCGGACCGUGUGACUUUCUUUCUCAAAAUUUGUGAGCUUUUUUUUUUUUUUUUUUUUAACCUCCUAAACCACAAGCAGGAGCAGCAGCAGUAACGGCACCAGGAGCACCACGACUCUCUCCCCGGGUCACACUUCACCACCAGUCGUUCAGGUUGUCGCGAGGCACCGGCGCAUAAGCUUGAAAGGUGAACGUGUGAACAGUGUUGGAAUGCAACAGGAUUAUCAUCUGACCUUAACUCAGAGGAGACAAAGCAACCAGACCUUUAGAUCACACAUUUUCUGAUCCUUGCUGCACUACAAUGCCUUUGAGGUUAUAAUGUCUACACUGAAGCACGUUAUUCUACAGGAUAAAGACCAGGAUGUUGAGAAGCAGCUGGACUGGAGUUACAUUGAGUGGGUUGAAAAUGAAGUUGUCACCACAGGUGUGUCGGAUGCACAGACACAAACUGACUGUGGGACUUUUGAGCACAAGCAGAGUCAGACCAGCAACCCGGUCAUAAUGCACAUAGAUCUCACACGGACACACUCCAAGCUGAGACAUUCGUCCCUGGUGGACACCGACGGCUUGGUAGCGCCUCUCUUCCAGUUUGACCGACAGGCCCCUGGACGCAUCUCCACGUCUCCCACCUUGAGGAGGAUGAGGAGCACCCGGCGUCCUCUGACGGGUACCUGGGAUCCUGUCAAAAUGGGGAGCACUCAGGAGGAGCCUUCCUCUGAGAGCGCAACCUCCCCCGUAAGCCCCCUGUCCCCGGGACACAGAGUCAAGUCUCCCCUUGCAGCAAACCCGCUCUCUGAUGGAGAGACCUGUCAGGAUCAUCAGCCCAUUUCAUCCUCUGGCCGACAGAGAACCAGAUCACACAGAUCAAUGACUUUUGACAACGGCAUCGCCUCUAAGAGAAAAGAAUGUCACAGUGCUCAUCCUACUCAUUCUAAAGAAUUUGGAUUUCCUGAUAGUGAAGUACAGGAGAAAGAGCAUUGCCAUAAUAGGCUUCAGGAAAGGAGACGGAGCUCUGUGGUGGUCAGCUUGCCUGGAUUGGACGUUUCACCAGGAGACCUUUUUGUAUCCAAUGGAGCGGCUGACAUGUUAAAUGGUUCAAACUUCUCUGAUACCAAGAAGUCAAAAUGGCCUUUUUCGAGGCGUAGUACGACUAAAGGGAAGUCACAGACAGGCACAGCAUCAGAUAUAGAAAAAUAUCUCUCAACAUCACAGAUACAAGACUGGAGAAACUCUGACCUUCAGAGGUACAAGGACUACUCUCUGGCAGACUUCCUGCGGGACCAGUCUUCCCAGGUUAGCGCCACCUCUGACCCUCAAAGCUUCAAGAGACAAGAGGCCAUCUGGGAACUCUUCACCAGCGAGUGUGUUUACUUCCUGGAUCAGCUCAUGGUUCUCAAAGAGGUGUUUUUGGCUACACUCUCAAACCUGCAGAUGAGGAACUGCCUGACUGAUAUCGACUCCUGGGGGCUAUUUGCAAACCUCAAUGAGCUUUGCCUGGUGAGCUUUGGUUUCCUGACCAGUCUCCUGCGCGUCAUCAAGGACACAUUGGAGAUCACUGAGGAUGACGGGCCCACCCUGCUGGAGCUGCUGAGCAAGGCUUUCCAGGAGAGCAUAUGCCACUGCCUGCAGAAGUACUGCCUCAACUACUCCACGGCUCUGCUUUAUCUGGACAGCCUGAAGCCCAGAGAGGACUUUGGAUCUUACGUGAAGUGGUGUGAGAGGAACCAACAAUGCCGGAGGCUGCAACUGCGUGACCUGUUGGUGGCGCCGUUGCAGAGGCUAACUCGAUACCCGCUGUUGUUGCGUAACAUCGCGAAGAGAUGCCAGACGGAGGUCGAGAACAAAGGCCUGCAGGUUAUAGCGGAGCAAGUGGACACAUCCAUAUGUGAUUUAGAGGGAAAGGUGAAAUGGCUGGAUAACUACCAGAAGGUGAAGCAGUUGAGAGACGCCCUGGUGUGGCUGCCUGUUUGGGAGAGAGACAAGCGUGCCUUCGUCCCUGAGAAUCUGAAACAUCUCUUAAAGGCCGUCACUCUGGAGAAUCUCAUUUCUCACAGAAGUCUGCUGCACGAAGGGAAACUGGUGCUCACAGAGAAUGCAAAGCUGAUAGAUGUUUAUCUGUUCCUGUUUGAUGAAUUCCUGCUGAUCACAAAGAUAAAGAGAAACAAGAAGCGGUCCAUCGGCCCAGAGCAGAAUCCUCUGAGGAUGCCGCAGAACCUGGAGCUGGAUCAGCUGCUGAAGGAUGGAUGCACCUUCAUGGUUCUGGACCAGCCCGUCUCUCUGGACCGACUCCAGCUCAAGAACAUCGAUCAGCUCAAUGCCUCAACAUCAGGGCUGCCUCAUUCUUUCAUAAUCAUGCACCAGAACCGCUACCAGCAAUGCAUCGGUGCAUUCAUCCUGCAAGCUGCGUCAGAGACUGCCAAGAGAGUGUGGAUGUCAAAGAUAGAGGGCGCUGUGACGGCGCUGCUGAAGCUGGACUCUCAGCAGCCGCGAGUCAAGAGCUCCUCACUGUGGCUGGAGUCUUCACAGAUAUGACCCAUCAAACAGCAGUUGAAGCCAUCUGAAACGUCUCUGCUGUCAACGUGCACUUCACUGUCUCUUGUAAAUGACUGUACUUGGCAUUAGGAUCAUUUUGUAAACUACAUGUUUGCCUUUAAAGGCAGCUACAGCAGUAGUGUACAAUAAAUACCCGAUUAUGUAGUAAAA
Molecule: messenger RNA, 2789 nt
Organism: Dicentrarchus labrax (European seabass)
Lineage: Eukaryota; Metazoa; Chordata; Actinopteri; Moronidae
Gene: plekhg7
Product: pleckstrin homology domain containing, family G (with RhoGef domain) member 7
Exons: 17
Coding region: 405-2618 (737 amino acids)
Biological process (GO): Rho protein signal transduction
Molecular function (GO): guanyl-nucleotide exchange factor activity
Source: RefSeq, a predicted model, not a curated record